UACAUGGCCUGAUUCAUGUUGCACAGUGUCAAUGCAGGCAGGGGAAUCUUUAAAAUUGGCGUUGGAUGUGGACUAAUGCCAAUGAUGACCGGUGUACUCUCCCAUUUGGCAUAGAUGUUCGAUAUCAAAUGGAUCACGGUAAUGCAACAAAUUACAAAGGCGGCGAGAAAGAAUAAUCUGAAAAUGAGAUUGAGGUUAGAAAUAUCAAAAGAAGGAUUUUUCGAAAUUACUUUUCCCAGCCGUUCAAGGAGUUGUCCACCAAAUAUUUCAGGCCAUGCAGCGUUGUUUCCUGUAAGUAUUUCUUUAGAUUACCCAGGCAAUAGACUUCCAAUUGUUCUCUACGUUUUGGUUUCCUUGGCUGCUGCUGCUCCUGCGGAUGGGCCAUGGUGAUGCGUUCAAGGGUUUAGCGGCUAAUGAGGCCUCUGGAUUGUGUGGAACAUAUAUCGAUUUAUAAUUUUAAGGUAAUUGGGUAAGAGCUAAAUAGGUAAUGUCCAUUAAUUGGUUACAAGCCAUGGAAUUAGAUUUUAAUGAGCUUUUCCAAUUGCAGCCGGAGAAACGCCCGUUUUAAUCAACCCAAUGGAUAUUUAAUGAAGGCUUUUACUUUGCUGAGUCAUAGGGAGGUCAUAUUGAUUAUGUGAUAGGCCAGGGACUGCACAGAGGCCGGAGAAUCGCCCGUUUUAAUUAACUCAAUGGAUAUUUAAUGGAGGCUUUUACUUUGCUGAGUCAUAAGGAGGUCAUAUUGAUUAUGUAAUAAGCCAGGAACUGCACAGAGGCAUGGCCCAUCCACUGCAGCAGCAAAAACUCAAAAAAAGAGAACAAUUGGAAAUCUAUUGCAUGGGUAAUCUUAAGAAAUAUUUACGAGAAACAACAUUGCAUGGCCUAAAGUAUUUGGUGGACAAUUCGCUAAACAAUUGGGAAAAAUUUUUCUUUCUUUCCGCCUUUGUCAUCUGUUCCAUUACGGUAGUCAAUUUGAUAUCAAACAUCUAUGCCAAGUGGGAGAGUACACCGGUCAUCAUUGGCAUUAGUCCGCAUCCAACACCCAUUGUAAAGAUUCCCCUGCCCGCCUUGACCCUGUGCAACAUGAAUCAGGCCAUGUAUUCCAAGGUUGCCAACUACACCAGAGGCUCCAAGGAAUAUGCUACUCUCCAGUAUCUAUGCUAUUCGGAAAUCAUUCACAAUCGUGAGAUGGAAAAGUCCCCGGAAUUUCAAAACAAUGACAUAAAGCCCGCCGAUUUCAUUGUAAAGCAUUCUCAGCCCUGUUCGCGAAUGAUUGUGGCCUGCCAACUUAGCUCCGUUGACAUGGACUGCAGUGAACUGUUUCGUGAAGUCCUCACCGAAGAGGGUCUGUGCUGUUCAUUUAAUGGACUGCAUCCGAAAUUUCUCUACAAAGGAAAUUAUUACACCCUAAGCAAGCUUGUGCAGAGUCCAGAUAUGGUACCGAUCGAUUGGAAUCCUGAAAAAGGCUAUCCUGCAAAUUUACCCCCAAAAUAUUAUCCUCGGCCGGCCUACGGAACCGGCAUAGCAAUGGGCCUCUCCCUUAUCUUGAAUGCCGAAGUCGAUGAGUACUACUGUUCAUCGAGCAGUUCGGCAGGAUUCAAAAUUAAUCUGGCAAGUCCCGUGGUAAGAUCCCUAAUGAAAGAGGACGGUAUCAUCGUACCUUUGGGUGCGGAAACAAGUUUUCGCAUUGAUGCCCAAAUCACCGAAUCAUCACCAGCCAUUCGCUCGAUAAAUCGUCGCCGACGUCAGUGUGUUUUCUUGGACGAAGAACCACUCGUCUUCUAUCGUUACUACACAAAGACACAUUGUGAAAAUGAAUGCCUGUCGAUCUAUUUCAUCGAUAAAUGUGGAUGUAUCCCGUUUUAUUUGCCCAUAAUUAGUCCGAAUGCCACAAUAUGCAACAUGAGUCGCCACUUUUGUAUUGAACAUGCCAAAUUGGCUCAUAAUCCGUUUGGAAGAUGUAUGUCACGCUGUCAGACUUCGUGCUUUGAAUUGAGAUUUUUACCGCACACAUUUUCAUCGCCUUUGGCCGUGCACAACUACACGGUAAAGAGCAACCUUUUGACUGCCUGGCCCAAGGAAGAGGUGCAACGCAACAUAGCUGUGGUGCAUUUCUAUUUUCGUGAAUCGGUCAUACAUUCGGAGCUGAAAAAUGUCUAUAUCGGGUUUACCGAGUUUUUGUCCAAUAGCGGUGGCAUUUUGGGUCUCUUUAUGGGUUUCAGUUUCAUCUCCGUUGCCGAGAUAGUCUACUUUUUGUUACUACGGCCCAUUUCAAAAUUUCUAUUACCAAAAAGAUAUCGCAAGUCCCCACUGCUUAUACAAGUUCGUCCAGCUCCCAAGAAAUAUAAACAUUGGUUGCCUGAUGAAAUAUGCAGAGUUGGUACGAAAUCUUAUUAUGCUAAGAGAGAAGGAGGUAGAAAGGAAUCCAACCGAUAUCCCUUAAAGAAAAAUUCAGUUUUAUAAAUUUUUAGUUUUGUUU
Molecule: messenger RNA, 2476 nt
Organism: Musca domestica (house fly)
Lineage: Eukaryota; Metazoa; Arthropoda; Insecta; Diptera; Muscidae
Product: pickpocket protein 28-like
Exons: 10
Coding region: 775-2460 (561 amino acids)
Biological process (GO): sodium ion transmembrane transport
Cellular component (GO): membrane
Molecular function (GO): ligand-gated sodium channel activity
Source: RefSeq, a predicted model, not a curated record